This is a messenger RNA of Papilio xuthus (Asian swallowtail), 3758 nucleotides long. It is a transcript of the gene Tgs1, whose product is annotated as Trimethylguanosine synthase 1. The transcript has 10 exons. NCBI's taxonomy places the organism in Eukaryota, Metazoa, Arthropoda, Insecta, Lepidoptera, Papilionidae. Gene Ontology annotation, cellular component: nucleus. The coding region runs from base 155 to 2914 and encodes 919 amino acids. Gene Ontology annotation, biological process: 7-methylguanosine cap hypermethylation. The record is from RefSeq and is a predicted model, not a curated record. Gene Ontology annotation, molecular function: RNA cap trimethylguanosine synthase activity.
UUCGAUUUUGAGGAAUCUAUUUAGUAGAAUCAGACUAAUUUAUUUUUAUUUAUUUCAACAGGUUUAUAAAACCAAUUCCCUUAUUUUGGUCCUAUCACUUAGAAGUAUCCUUUUGUAUCCUCUUAAUAUAAAAAAUUGACAGGUUUCUGUAAUUAUGUCGGAAUAUUAUGAUCAUUACCGUAGUUAUUACCAUCGUUGGGAACCCCUCGCCGAAUUUAAUUUUGAUCUUCUCGAGAAUAUAACGUUUGAAAAUAAUAGGAAAUAUAUUUACUGCCUCUGUACCAGAGUAUACCUAAGAGAUGAAGCAUAUUACGUUGAUAGAGAAGAAAUCAGUGGAAGCGAAGUUGACGGUUUGCGUGAUUCUUACUCACAGGAUAUAGAAGAUCAAUCACAUGUUCAUUUUUCUCUGGAUACAUCUUGUAAGAUUAAAAGCGAGAAUGAAAGUGCAAGUUGUUACUGCAGUGCAUCUCAUACUGAAAAUUAUUGUUCUACUGAUGAACAUGAUCCUCAGCUGCAUUUCACACCAUCCAACGCAAUCCAACCAAGUGACAGUGGGGCAGAUCUCACAUACCAAGACUACCACUCUGAUAUCACUAACCAUGAUAAAAUAGAUCAUGAUUUUGAAAUGCAAGAUGAUAAUAAUGAAAACUACUUAUCCGAAGACACAUGGGAUAAAUUCUGGGCUAUAAAUAGAGAGAGAAUUAUAUGGGCGUCAUGGAUAAAGAAGUAUAGUGACUACAUUAAUCCAUCAUACUUAAAUGAGAAUAAUGAUUUGGUCUUAGAUGAGAAUAAUAUACCAAAACCGCAAUCAUCUGACCCUGUUUAUAUGGAACAAACUGAGACUCAAACAGCCAAAGAUGACUGUGUGAGAGAGAGAAAAUUCUCUUAUGAUUCAAAGGUAAAUCCAUACAAGAAAUUUAAAACUGAAGAUGGAUCAGAUAAAGUUGAUAAAUCAAGUGAAUCAACAUACAGUAAAGAUGAAGCUUGGUUACCUUUAAGUAGGAGACGGUCCUGCUCUGAACAUGAAAGAAUUGUCAGUCCUAGAACAUUUGUUGGCACAGAUUCAAUGACAAAUGUUACAAAGAUGACAUUAUCAAGUCAUGAUGUCACAUCAAGCCAUAUGACAUCAGAAUCAACAUCGACGGAUGAAUAUAGUGUGUCAUCGUCACCAUCAGAUGACCAAUCUAAUGAUCAAACUCGAAUUGCUAAUCUAAAUGUUGAUGAUAACCAAGAUCAGUCAGAAGAAAUGGAUACUGAGCAAUAUUGGGAGUUUUUGUGGAAGAAACAUUUUGGGGAACAAUAUGCUUUGCAUUACGCAAAUUAUAUAGCAUGUCAUGAAGCCAAAGAUGUUGUAGAUAUGGCAAUUAAUGUUGUUGAGGAUGAACCAGAGAAUAAAGUCAGAGAUGUUGAAAUGGAUAGAAGUGAAAGUUAUUCACAAGAAAUGGCAUCAGUUAUUGAAGUUCAAGAGAAAGUUGAUAAGAUUAAACUAGAUGAUGAAACAGAUGAACCAAUGAAUAAAAAGGGCAGGAAAUUUGUUGGGUCUAUUGGAUUGUUGUUACAGACUUUGCUAAAAGUGGAUAGAGAUUCAGAUUUAGAUGAAGUAUUUGAUGCUAAUGAAGUAUAUGGUAGCAGCAAUUCACAGGUUGUAGGUGAAAGUGCGACUUCAACAAACACUAAUACAGCCAUUGAGUUACAUUUACAUCCAACUAACAAUAAUCCACAACAAGGUAGUAAUGAUAAUGGAGAUGAUGAUCCACCUGAGGAAAAGCCCGUGGUAUUAAAAUCAAGUCAUGAAAUUGAGGAAGAAGAAAAAGUAGCAGUUGAAAGGAUAAAGUCAACAUUUGAAAUAAUGGGUUUCGCUAUAGAUGCAGGGGGUAUACCAAAAGGAAAGUUAAUACACAAAAAACGUUUGGGAAAACUCCGACCUCCGCGAUACAAGAAAUUUGUAACGCCAAAGAAAACUUACUUUGACGACGAUGGGAAUCCUUACAUGGAACAGGAAUCACAAGAAGACAAAGAAAUAGUGAGUGACGAGGAUAUUGUGGAUGUAAAAACAGAUAAUGACAAAUUAUCUACACAUAAUGUUGUUACGGAACUCAGUGACAACAAUGAUGAUGACAAAGAUGGUGAUGAGAAUCAAAUGAACUUAGAUGAAGCAGCUUCUGCUCCAUUACCUUUGAAGGUAGAUGAUAAAUGUCCUGAUGAUGUGGCCUGUUGUUCAGGUCAAACGAAACGUCGAAAGAGACAAAAACGUCACGCGAAAUGUGACACACGGGAAGUGUUGUCGGACAUGCCACCAGAACUGCAAGGUGAUCGAAAGAUGAUGAAAUAUUGGAAGAAACGACAUUCUUUGUUCCACAGGUUUGAUGAAGGUAUAAUACUGGACCGUGAGAGUUGGUUCAGUGUGACUCCGGAGAACGUGGCGGCGCACAUUGCAGACAAGUUUGCCUUUGACACAGUGGUGGAUGCCUUCUGCGGUGCAGGUGGCAACACCAUACAGUUUGCCAAGACUUGCCAUAAAGUAAUAGCAAUAGACAUAGACCCGUCUAAGAUUGAGAUGGCGCGACACAACGCUUCAGUGUACGGAGUGGAGAAUAUUGAGUUCAUAGUGGGAGACUUCUUCGAGUUGGCCUCAAAACUCAAGGCUGAAAUGGUGUUUUUGAGCCCACCAUGGGGCGGACCUAAUUACUCACAGAAUCAAAAAUAUGAUAUAGAAAAAAUGUUGGAACCAAAACCGGCAUCAGAGUUGUUGGAGUUUGCAAGGAAAAUUACAUCCAACAUCGCUUUGUACUUACCUAGGAACACCAAAACAGAUCAGAUAAUAUCUUUGGCGAAAUCAAUUGGCGGUUCAGUGGAAAUAGAACAGAGUUAUCUUGAUAGAAGAUUUGUUGCUAUUACGGCAUAUUUUUAUUAAUAAAUCUCGAUUAUAUUUCGUCAUUUGAAAUUUAUGAUAUAUUAAUUAUCAAAUAUGGUACUAAAUGUAUUCUGUUUCUUUACAUCUAGAAUAUAAUGAACAAUGUUUAUUUACGACAGUUAUCGUGGGUUUCUGAUAUCAAAGGCUCCGUUUAAAUCAUGUUGUCUCUGUUUUUUCAAUGAUAAUGAGAGGGAUGACGAUAUGUUUUAUGCAGAUAAUUUGAUGUCAGAAACCUACCGUUAAUAAGAUAGAAAAGUUUUUUCAAAACUGAUCAAUAUUUAUUUUAUGAGUCUAUUUACUAAGGUUUAUUAUUUUUGUUAUAAUUUUUGUAUUUAUUUAAUUGAUAAAAAAAAUAGAUAUACCUCAUAAAGGAUAACGGAUUUUAGAAUGAUUUCUACUCGAAUUCACUUAUUAAUGAUGUUUCCAUUUAAGUAUAAGGUUAAAAGUAGUUGAUUUCUUGCAUUUACAUUUUUUUAGAUUAUUCAGAACAAAAUAAGAAAUAAAUAUAUUCCUCACUUUAUGAUUUAAGUCUGUUAGAGAUCUUUCGUAUUAAUUUUUUUAUACCUGGCAACACUGAAGUGAUGAUUCUUUUUUUUUAGUUAUGACGCACAAUGACAAAGCUCUAUUUUUGUCACAACGGAUUUUUUGACCUAAAGUAAUGUUAGGAUGUUUCGUCUGCUUUAUAUGGGUAGUGUAGUUUUAGUAAUCAAUAAAUGUUUAUAAUACUUAAGUCAUUGUGUAGUUUUCGAAUAAAACUGACCCCAAUUUCUUCAUAAAAUUCUAGAUAUUCCUGCUAAAAUAUUUUACAUUUACACGGUAGUUUUUUUGUUCCUAAAAUAUUGUA